This is a messenger RNA of Ipomoea nil (Japanese morning glory), 1300 nucleotides long. RefSeq lists its product as uncharacterized. Lineage: Eukaryota; Viridiplantae; Streptophyta; Magnoliopsida; Solanales; Convolvulaceae. The record is from RefSeq and is a predicted model, not a curated record. The transcript is spliced from 2 exons. Bases 529 to 1014 code for a protein of 161 amino acids.
CUUUUCCACUUUGUCUCAAAAUCCUAGUACCACAAGGGUCUAGGGCAUGACCACUACUGUACUUUUUCUUUCUUCAUUUCCUUUUUUCCCCUAUGGGGUAUUUGGAUUCUUUUAUAACAUUUGUAGUAACUACAAAAGAAACAGACCCACCCACCAUUGAGAUGAGAGCAUGGGACAGAGUGAGAAUGAGGGUGUCAUGAAAACCAUAAUUUUCUUUUGUGACUUUCUGUUUCAGUUUCCAGUUUUAUAGUUGUUUUUUUGUUUCAGUUAUAGUACACUAUUAUUUCCAUAUCUGCCCAUUGCUUGUCUUCUUCCCUGUGAUCCUGCAGGGAGCUGAGCUAGCUAGGUUUGUUUGGAAGCCCUUGCAAUCUGUGAUUUUGCUUUGCAGAUUUCUAUAAAAAAAAAACCAGUACGAAUUUCUGGGUUUUCACAACCUUUCUAGUUUCUAGCUUCCCUCCCUGGUUUUGUAGGUUACCAUUUAUAUAUACACAUAUGGUUUCUCAAAACGUUUAAAAAGUGAUUCUUGAAAUGGAAGACUACUAUGGGUUGGGGAGCAGAAACAGAGGAAAGCUGGCAGCGGAAUAUGAAGAGUUUCAGGAAGAAGAAGUGUGGGCUGCUAAUAAUACUGAAAGGGAAACCUCACCAUCAAAGGUGAUGAUGAUGAGGAAAUCUUCUGCGGCGGCGUCUUGGCGGUUGCCUGUGGCUCCGAGAACAGGCGGCCGUGAACGGAGGUGCAGCAGGGCGGAGCAGUCGUCGGCUCCGGUGAGUAUUCCUGACUGGUCCAAGAUUUACUGCAGGAAAAGUGCCGCCAUGAAAGGGGAUAGUGAAGAAGAAGAAGAAGAUGAUGAUGAUAAUGAGAUGGUCCCACCGCAUGAGUACAUAGCUAGGAGGCUUGCAAGAACUCAGAUUGCAUCUUUCUCCAUGUGUGAAGGUGUUGGGAGGACCCUGAAAGGAAGAGACCUCAGCAAAUUGAGAAAUGCCAUCUUGACCAAGACCGGCUUCCUCGAAAAAUAACAUGCGUCCCACAUUGAUUAUCGAUGCAAACCCAGACAGAUAUAUAAGGUUGCCCAUUUUGAGCUGUUUUCUCAGGAGAGAAAAACCAAACCUACGGCGUAUGGUAUUAUGUAGAGCACUAUGUGAGGUUUUUUGUCUGUUGUGUUGUUUCUUAAAUGGUUGUUCUUCUACCCUAUCUGCUUUCUUGAUUAUAUUUUGGAGUUAUCCACUCCCAAUUUCAUUGUUGUUAAGAAUUUUUGGUGCUCUUAUUAUUUCUUUACAAUCUUAUUGUAUAAGUCCGUACCGA